GUCACAGUAUAACCAAUAUGUACAGUAACUUUGGAGAGGAUUUCUUCUUCACAGCAAAAGUUAUGGAGGGGUACAAAAUUUAUCAGGCUGUGUGGCAUCGGCUGCCAAAUUGUGUGCACCCCCCAUCAAUAAUGCACAUUGGCAGAGCUUUUCUUUGUAAAUAAAUAAAAUUUAAAACAACAUUUAAAUAUAUAUAUAUAUAUCGUCUUUGUAAGUCACAGGGCUUUUCAAAAUUUUGCAAGUUAGUUUUGGCCAACCUUUCGUAGGCCUACUUGACUCCGACAUUGUCAAAUUUUUCCAAAAUCUCUGGUCACGUGGGUUUUCCUCAUCAAUUAUGCAAAUUAGCUCACGUUGUGCGCACGAACCGAAAAACAGAGUGGCUCUGAACUAACUAGAAGAUUACUUUACAAUUUGUUUUCGAAAAUAACAAACACCACAAGAGGAUGGAACCAGACGAGUACAAGAUUUUGGUUGCAUAUAAACUGAAAGGCGAGUAUCCAGCGCUUUUCACGAAGAAAGAGAAGUUUCUUCUCCGAAGAAAAGCUGCUAUUUACGACAUUGAAGGUAAUAACAGCAACUUCGUAGCGUUUAUAAAUGUCAUCAAUACAUAUAUAUUAACACAUAUACAAUGGCAUAAUGCGUAGUCUUAAUUUGCACUAACCGAUUUAAUUAGCUUGACCUUUCUUUGACCUAGUUAACCUCAGUUAAUAGGCACAUGGGCGUUUAUUAAAGUAAAAGUUUUAAGGUUUGCUAUUAAGUAGACAGCGUUAACUAAGAACUGUUUUCGUCCUUUUAUAGCUUAACUACAAUAUAUUACGUCGUAAUUACUUUUGGAGUGGUAUGUGCCACACCCUUUUACGCAGGUGUACCCACUGUUAUGUCUUUAUGUCUUUAAAUUACAUAUGUGGAAAAUUACUGACAGCAGGAAAUGUGGAAUUAAACUACUUUGAAUUGAUAUUUGUAUUAAAAAUAACUCCAUGAUAUCUGAAGGCCAUUAGUUAUAAUGACUUUGCACAUCCAUCACUUUUUUUAGUAUCACUAAUACAGUCUUGUGUGUGGCAUAAUCUUUUUGGCUUCUGAAGCUGAUGAGGCAAACACAAUUUUUUCAGAUUUUCAUGCCAGUCCUACUGGGGCCCAUUGCGGGCAAACAAAAACAAGAGAAGCCAUUUCAAAGCGGUUCUACUGGCCAGGGAUGUCAGUGGACAUCAAUAAUUGGGUUUCCCAGUGUGCACUUUGCCAGGCAAGUGCUGCAACAAUUAAAAAACCAGCGGAAUACAUUCCAAUAAAGGUCUCUCAGCCAUUUGAACUGGUUGGGAUGGACCUUAUUGGAAAACUUACUGAAACCAACAAUGGACAUCAAUACAUAUGUGUUUUUAUUGAUUAUUUUACAAAAUGGCCACAAGCAUACCCUUUAAAGUCAAAAUCAGCCGGGGAAGUGACAAACUGUCUCAUAAAAUUUGUCCACCAGUUCGAAGCCCCCAAAAGGAUUCUUACUGACCAAGGCAAAGAAUUUGUCAAUUCUCUCAACAAAAGGGUUUGCGGAUUGUUAAAAAUUAAAAGAAGCCUCUGCUCCCCCUAUCACCCACAAACAAAUGGGCUGGUGGAGAAAAUGAAUGGCACCAUCCAGAGAGCCCUGUGCAAAGUUGUUGGCGACCAUCCAGAAAUGUGGGAUGAGUAUCUGGAUGCUGUAAUGUUUGGAAUCAGAACUAAAAAGCAAGUGACCACCAAAUACUCACCUUAUUACCUAAUGUUUGGCAGAGAGGCUCGCUAUCCUUCCGAAAUCCCAGAAGAGUUCAUGGUUGAUGAGAGUGUGGAAGACAUUGUGGGGCAGGAGGAGCUGUCGGAAGACAUUCAAAAGCACCAAAAGCUGUUGGAACUGGUGAAGGACAAUGUGGUCAAAGCUCAGGAAAAAACAAAGGGCAAAAUAAAAAUGAUGAAAAGAGAUGUCGUCUUCAAAGUUGGUGACAAAGUUUUAAGAGCUAACAUAAGAAGCCAGCAGAGGAAAGGGGGAAAACUUGAAGCAAACUUUUUAGGCCCUUACAUUAUUACAGCAAUCCAAGGCAAAAGUGCAGAUCUUCAGGAUUCCAAUGGGACAAUAAUUCCAAAAGUAAAUAUUGACCAACUAAAGUUAAGCAAAGACAGCAUGCCAAGAGUGCCACACCGGGGUUCAAAGAAAACAGCAGCCACAUUACUAACAGCACAACCAGGUCCAGCAGCACCAGUGGCGGUAGCACCACCACCACCUCCUCCUAGAGCUACUCAGGCUACAGCACCAAUGGCAUCACUUGCAUCACUACCAGUUCAAACACAACAUCCAUCUCCAGUUCCACAAGGUAUAGCAACAACGAUAUCAGAUCCAGAGUCAGGAGCAACAGCACAGAAAGAGAACGAACCACCAGAACCAGCCACAAGUGCUACAGCACCAGAACACGCUACAGCUCUACAAACCAAAUCCCAAACAGCAGCAGAGCCAGCCUCACAGACCAUAACAGCAGACCCAGCCUCACAGACCAUAACAGCAGACCCAGCCUCACAGACCACAACAGCAGACCCAGCCUCACAGACCAUAACAGCAGACCCAGCCUCAAAGACCAUAACAGCAGACCCAGCCUCACAGACCAUAACAGCAGACCCAGCCUCACAGACCACAGCUCCAAAUGCAACAACCACACAAGCCUCAGCUCCACAGAUUACAGCCCAGCAAUCUACAGCACAAUCCAUGGAAGCAACAGUUCCACUUGUGACACCAGCCCCAGCAACAGCCGCACAAGCUAGCCCUGCACCACCUCCAGCAUCACCACCUCAAAGAUACACUGAACCUGUUGCAGAGAAAUAUAUAAUGGAUGCCUGGGCUGGAAAGAGUCCUCAUGUUCUACUCUCAAAAAUUGGUGCUUACAAAUUAUUCUACUGGGAUAUUCAACAAAUUGGUCCGGACAUGGAGUUGGAAAGUGAGUCUAUUAAUGCAUAUCUUGCGAUCAUGGUGAGACAAUGCAAUCGCCAUAAUUCAGCAAAAGCAGCAUUCAUUGAUUCAUUUUCAAUGACAGCCAUUUGGAAGAGAAAAGCUCCAAGACUCAAGAUCAAACCCAUGGAGCAUGAAGUGAUUCUGGGAAUUGUAAAUGAACAUCAUCACUGGACAUUAGUGGUCAUUUACCCACAAGAAAAGAAGUCGCUGUAUCUUGAUCCACUCGGAGAAACUAAACAAGGUAUCCAAAAUUGUUUGGAAUCAACAAGGGAAUUCAUGCGAAAAAAAGGAUGCAACGUCUCAAGAUGGACUUGUGACACAGUCAAACACCCAAAACAAGUGGACGCUGCCUCAUGUGGAGUCUUUGCAUUGAAAUUUGCUGAAAAGAUCUUGCGAAAAGAGUCAAUAGACUUUCCGUCUACAAAAAAGGCCAUAAACACACACAGGCUGCAAAUUGCCACCACUCUCCUCCUAGAGACAGAUGACCUGACAAACAUCUGUCAUUUCUGCGGGGAAGAAGAGCAUGAAACUGACAAUAAAUGGAUUCAGUGUGAGAAGUGUUUGAGGUGGUUCCACCAGCUCUGCUUGAAAAGCCCACCACCAGAAGACGUGUUUAUUUGUUUCGCAUGUACAUAGUUGACACUAAAGGUGCACAGCUAGUGUUCUUAUGGCACACAUUGUUGAGAACACACAUAUCUACAUAUAUAGAUGUAGAUGUUAAAUUAAGAAGUCUAAAAAAAGAAAUUGGUCUCCAAAGUUUCUGUAGUUAUUAGUUACACUGUAAUUUAUUUUGCAAAUAAACUCUUUCGUGAUAGCAA
Molecule: messenger RNA, 3780 nt
Organism: Oreochromis niloticus (Nile tilapia)
Lineage: Eukaryota; Metazoa; Chordata; Actinopteri; Cichliformes; Cichlidae
Product: SH3-containing GRB2-like protein 3-interacting protein 1
Exons: 14
Coding region: 1193-3598 (801 amino acids)
Biological process (GO): proteolysis; DNA integration
Molecular function (GO): nucleic acid binding; cysteine-type peptidase activity
Source: RefSeq, a predicted model, not a curated record